GUGCGUCUGUGGUCUGCCAGUAGAAAUCUAAAUAAAAAUAUUUAAUUAUUUAAUAUUUAUUUAUUUAAAAUAAAAUUGUAAAUAAAAUUGAAAAAUAAAUUUAAAAAAUGAUGCCGAACGGAUAUGAAAGCGGAAAAUACAUCGACACCGGCGACGAGACCACGUUCCUGUUCACCUCAGAAUCCGUUGGGGAGGGCCAUCCAGAUAAAAUAUGUGAUCAAGUCAGUGAUGCUGUAUUGGACGCUCAUCUCAGCCAAGACCCGAACGCCAAAGUCGCCUGCGAGACAGCAGCCAAGACGGGCAUGAUAAUGUUGCUAGGCGAGAUAACAUCCAAAGCCAAUGUAGACUAUCAAAAAGUUGUCCGAGAUACAAUUAAAUACAUUGGCUAUGAUGAUUCCUCUAAGGGGUUUGACUACAAGACGUGCAAUGUCCUCUCGGCACUGGAACAGCAGUCGCCUGACAUUGCUCAGGGGGUCCACAUCGGUCGAGAUGAAGAAAACAUCGGUGCUGGAGAUCAAGGUUUAAUGUUUGGAUACGCGACUGAUGAAACGGAGGAAUGCAUGCCUCUCACGAUCAUACUUGCACACAAACUCAACCAGAAGAUCUCAGAACUGAGGAGGAGUGGUGUUCUAGCGUGGGCCAGACCGGAUACCAAAACACAGGUAACAUGUGAGUACAGGAUGUUGAAGGGAGCCUGCAUCCCACAAAGAGUACAUUCCAUCGUCAUCUCCGUUCAACACUCCGAAGAUGUUACGCUAGAACAGAUACAGAAGGAUCUUAAAGAAAAGGUGAUCAAGGCAGUUGUUGCGAGCAAGUACCUGGACGAGAGGACCGUCUACCAUCUCAACCCGUCUGGAAAGUUUGUCAUCGGCGGCCCCCAGGGAGAUGCAGGACUGACGGGCAGGAAGAUCAUAGUUGACACGUACGGAGGUUGGGGCGCGCAUGGUGGGGGUGCUUUCAGUGGAAAAGAUUUCUCAAAAGUGGAUCGUUCGGCUGCGUAUGCUGCUCGUUGGGUUGCCAAGUCUCUCGUCAAAGCAGGACUCUGCAAGAGGGUUCUUGUUCAGGUGUCAUACGCCAUUGGGGUCGCCAAACCACUUGCAGUCUUUGUGAGCAGUUAUGGAACGGGGGUAAAACCAGACAGUGAGUUAUUGAGGAUCGUCAUGGAAAAUUUUGACCUUAGACCUGGAAGAAUUGUCAAAGACCUCGAUUUGAAACGACCAAUUUACUUCAAGACGGCAUCAUACGGUCACUUCGGCAGACCAGAGUUCACCUGGGAACAGCCUAAACCUCUUAAGUUUUAGUGCUCAGGACACUUGAUAUUUUAUGAAUGGGAUGAGAUGAAACGUUUGUUUAGUUGCUCGUUUGAAUGUACGUGUUUGUUGUUUUGAGGUAUGAGUGUUACAAACGUUAGCCUAAGAACAAUGAAAUAACAUGAUGAAUACUUAAAUAAUAUUGUGCCGUGUUAGUCAAGAUUGUGUUUCUUCUAAGUUGUGAUUUUUGAAUCAGCUGUUCUUUCAUCCAAUUCUGUGUUCUAAGUUCCAACGCUUCAGACAUCCAACGCAAAAUCUACUUAACCCAUUUGCAUUCAUCUAGCAGGGACGAUACCUAUUUAAUUGACGUUGGUUUAUCUGUUUAUAUAUAUCACUUUUUAUACAUAAAGAGCGUUGUAUAAUUUUUUAGGGUUAAUUUUAAGUGUUAUGCUUGUUUUAAGUGUACGUUACUAUGAUGACAAUAACAUGCGUGUGUAUGACGGCGUAUGAUUUCUGCAUAACCAGCUUGAGCCUCAGAUCCAAUGACCUUCAACUAGGCCACAGUUGAAUCAUGAUGCACGAAUCUAUGUGAUUGGUUGGUUGGAAUGUUGAUACCCUGAUCACGUGAUACCGACAAAGUUUAGGGAUUUUUUAUGCUUCGAUUUGCUGGCCAUGAAAUAUGUGAUUAUGACGGUGUUGUUGUUCGGUGCUUCAUGGUUCUUCUGCAAACAAUUUCAAAACACAUCUCCAUUUCGAUUUUCUCUGACGUUAAAAUGAGAUCACCUCUGUUGAACGUUGUAUAGGGUCUCGACGUUUGCUGUCCAGUACUUUGAAUGGGGAUGCCACACUAGUUAUCUUGUUUGUCUUGUGUUUAUGAUGAUUAAAUAGGAAAAGAGCAAUCACAUAAACACUCGGGCCUUCUAUUGGAUCCGAACUCCCAUGCUGAUUUCUAUUUUAAAAUUUGUUAAUUAUUUUUAAAAUUAGUUUAAAUGUACUAAUUAUCGUUGACCAGUGAAAAUGAAUUAGUUUUUAAUCACUUCUACGGAGAUGAAGCUCAUUCAAUUUUUUGCUUUUCGUUUAAUGGUAGGCUUUUUAAAAUUUUAAUCACAAUUUGUCUAACUUAUUGAAUAAAAUAUUCUCUAGAUUUGUGUAUUAAUUACAUUGGGAUAUUGCAAUUUUUUGUCAUCUGUUUUUGUUAUUGGCUGAAAAAUGUAUUUAAUACUGAUGAACAUUAUUUUGACCAGCCAACUGUGUGUAAAUAAUUAAUAUUAAGUUUUAACGUUUUAUCCCGGGUUGAAAUAAAGUGACUCAAAAAGUA
Messenger RNA from Helobdella robusta, 2568 nucleotides. RefSeq lists its product as hypothetical. Gene Ontology annotation, biological process: S-adenosylmethionine biosynthetic process. Gene Ontology annotation, cellular component: cytosol. Lineage: Eukaryota; Metazoa; Annelida; Clitellata; Rhynchobdellida; Glossiphoniidae. The record is from RefSeq and is a predicted model, not a curated record. The coding region runs from base 108 to 1301 and encodes 397 amino acids. The transcript is spliced from 10 exons. Gene Ontology annotation, molecular function: methionine adenosyltransferase activity; ATP binding.